Molecule: messenger RNA, 456 nt
Organism: Marmota monax (woodchuck)
Lineage: Eukaryota; Metazoa; Chordata; Mammalia; Rodentia; Sciuridae
Gene: Tomm7
Product: translocase of outer mitochondrial membrane 7
Exons: 3
Coding region: 75-242 (55 amino acids)
Biological process (GO): protein import into mitochondrial matrix
Cellular component (GO): mitochondrial outer membrane translocase complex
Source: RefSeq, a predicted model, not a curated record
CGCCUCUCCUCCCUUUCGGAUUACGGACCCGGUCACUGCGGUGGGGAUCCACACAGCGUUGCCCGGCCGUCGCCAUGGUGAAGCUGAGUAAAGAGGCUAAACAGAGGCUGCAGCAGCUCUUCAAGGGCGGCCAGUUUGCCAUCCGUUGGGGCUUUAUUCCUCUCGUGAUUUACUUGGGAUUUAAAAGGGGUGCAGAUCCUGGAAUGCCUGAACCAACAGUUUUGAGCCUACUUUGGGGAUGAACUGUUUUGUCAUCUGGAUUUGGAAGCAGUCAUCCAACAGGAACAACAUGGAAGGUGUAUGCUCUGGCUGGGAUAAGCAAUGGGACAUCAUUCAGACAGUCACCAAUUGGAUGGCACAGGAUUCUUACUUCUCAGAUGCAUCUGUGGCAGAGUGGAACCUCUCCUGACUUAUUUAUGAUGGACUAUAUAAAAAUAAAUAUUUUCAACAAUGUUC